AUUGGUUUAGCAGUAGUUAUAUUAGUACGCACAAACCAUUGGUUAAUCAUUAUUAAGAACUAUACGGAAAAUAUAAGUGAGUAUAAGAGAGAUAUAAAUAUUGUAAACAAAGAGGCGGAGAAGAAACUGAAAUCAAAUAAUCAACCAUUACGAAAUUAAACUGUGUGACAGCUAUCAGACACAAAACCUUAAGAAGUUAAAUAAGGUAAGGUUUUAAAUAAUUGACUUUAAAUUUUCUCUAAUAUUUUUCUACAUGGUGUUGAGUAGCCAUGAAGUCUAAGCGCUCAACGAGUAAAGUACGUAACUCUGAACCUAUCGACGAUAUAUUACGUCAUGUGGGAACCAAACAAUACCUAUUUCUGGAAACACAUAUAUGUACUAUUUAUCGAGUUACAUGUGCCCCAGGGGAAACAUUUUCUGAGUCUAAAGCAAUGUCAUUAAUAGAAAAAUAUCACCGCAAAAGACAAGCACAUUGCAAUGCAGGUCUACUGGAGGAUCGUUUCAGUUUGGAACGUACUAAAACAACUGGGAAAAUACCAUUUCGUCCAUGGGUAUCAUACAAAGAAAUUUCGCAUUUCUAUGUGAGCAACACUAGACCUGAAUAUUUUGUACUAUGCGUUGAUUCUCAACGAAGUUUGCAAAAGUAUUAUGAGAUAUACAAGUGUAAGACACCAGCAAAUGUUAGAAAAGUUGAAGAACUAAUGAGAAGAGCAAUGAAUGAUCCAGACAAAAAACUGCGGGAUAUUAAUGCAUUGAGACAAGUGGCGGUUAAAGACAGUGAUCGAAUUCGUUCUCUGCCAAACUUUGAUGAAGAAAAUAUACGUGAUACAAUGAUCGAAGAUGAAAAUAAUCGAUCUCCUUCACCACAUUAUCAAUAUCCAUCGCCAACACCAGUGCGCAAGUUACCUUCCCCAGUUAUGGUCUCCCCAGUAAAACAAAUACAUGUAAAUGCAGCUGCACCUAGCCCGCUAAUUAAUUAUGAACGUUAUAAUGUUGAUGACUUAGAAAAUGUCACAUACAUUAAAAUUGACCCUAGCAAAGGCCCUAUGAUUGAUAAAGAAGGACCAAUUUACAUGUUUUUCUCAAGGCAAAUGAACAAUUCGAAGGAAAAAAGUCCGUACAACAGCUAUGUUAACCACGAUGCAGCUUCUUGGAAUAAUAUAAGUAGAAAUAAUAACAUAAACUAUUCACCAUGAUGAAUAAAUUACAGAAAAUAAUUUUGUCAGCAGUAUAAUAGAUUUUUUUACACAUACAAAGAUUCACGUAUUGAUAUGCACGCAAACAUAUUAUGAUUAAGUGAAGAAAUUGUAUUAAAACUUCCGUCUUACCUGACUACUGCAUUAAAAUUAUUCAAAAUUAUUACACCUUUAUCAUUCUUAUGAUAUUAUUCAUCGUCCUAUGCUUUACUGAAUGCUUUUCGUUUCGAUUGUUUAUUACAGUUUACUAGUAAACACUCAGGUCAGUAAUACUGUUUCUGCUCAGAUUUAUGUUUCAUUUUCGUUGAAGAUAUCACUCUGGAGACCUUCUAUGCUAGUAGACCGUUUACCACGGAAUCUUUUUCUCUCGCUGCCCUACCCACACAAUAUGAUUUAUCACACGAUGUGAUAUUUCUUAAUUGCCUAAUAAAUUAUGUAGUCAUCCAUUCAGUAACAAAAUUAUGCUUAUGUCUAAAAAAUAAACCAUAUUUUAUAUUAUACUUCGCCUUUAAAUAUUAGCAAAUUAUCGAAAAUUCUGCUUAUUAUGGAAAUAAUAUAACAAUAUUGUCGUAUAUCUUACAAAUAAAUACAUAAAUAUUGUCAUGUUCAACUUUUCUAUGAGAUAAAGAAACUUUGCUUUUCAGAUAAACUGCACUAUUCAUAAAUUUUGAUAGUAUAAAAUAAAAAUAUGUAGGUUCUAU
Molecule: messenger RNA, 1897 nt
Organism: Heterobilharzia americana
Lineage: Eukaryota; Metazoa; Platyhelminthes; Trematoda; Strigeidida; Schistosomatidae
Source: the annotation of a GenBank genome assembly